AUGGCUUCGUGCAUGUAUCGUGUAGGCGAUUACGUCUACUUUGAAGGCAAUCCUACAGAACCAUAUCUAAUUCGACGAAUCGAAGAAUUAAACAAAACUCCAAAUGGUAAUGUUGAAGCACGUGUUGCUUGUUUUUAUCGUCGCCGUGAUAUAUCUUCGUAUCUAGUCAAUCAAGUUGAUCGUCUUAAAAUUGAUGCUCCAUGGGAAGAUGAUGAUGAAAUAGCAAAUGAUACUGCAUCAACAAGCACAACUGGACAAUCAACAGAAUUAAGUGAUACACAAAAACAUCAAUUACGCCAUCGUGAAUUAUUUUUAACACGUCAGAAUGAAACAUUACUAGCAACAAAUAUACGUGGAAAAUGUUUAGUUACAUUACAUAAUGAAACUGAAACAUUUGUAUCAUAUCUUAGUUCUGAGGAUCUUUUUUUUUAUCAAUUGGUUUAUGAUCCAAAUCAAAAAACUUUAAAUGCUGAUCGAGGUGAAAUUCGUGUUGGUGGAAAAUAUCAAGCUGAUGUACCAGCUCAACCGGUAUCUAAUGAUGGAACUGAAGAUAAUUCACCAUCAAGAGAAGAUCUAAUCUGGGAUGCAAAUGGUGGACUAACAGAAAAACAAAUUGAACAAUAUUUAAUCGUUGCAAGAUCCAUUGGUACAUUUGCUCGUGCACUUGAUUGUCCAACAGCAUUAAAACAUCCAAGUCUUCAUAUGAGUGCUGCAUCAGCAUCACGUGAUGCAACAUUAUUUUUUGCAAUGGAUACAUUACAUAAACAUCAUUAUGAUUUAGCUUUAGCUACAUGCAGUUUAGUACCGAAUACAGGUCCUAUACUUGUUAAAGAUCAAAUGGAAGAUUGGUCAGCUGCUGAAGCUAAUUCAUUCGAAGAUGCUAUUGAAAAAUGUGGAAAAGAUUUUCAUGAAAUACAAAAAGAAUAUUUACCAUGGAAAAGUUUAAAAGGUAUUAUUGAAUAUUAUUAUAUGUGGAAAACAACAGAUCGUUAUGUUGUUCAAAGACGUUUGAAAUUAGCUGAACAAGAAAAUAAACUUAAACAAGUUUUCAUACCAAAUUAUAAUAAAGCUCAUCAAUGUCUACUUCCACAACGACCACAAGGUGGUGAAAGUAAACCAUGUGAAUCAUGUGGAAAUAUUCGAAAUAUAUGUACACGUCUUCGUAAUGCAUAUAAACAAGAGAGUGAAAAUAAAAAAACUAAACAUUUAAAUGAUAUAUUUCCACAUCAAGAUGAGAAUGAUAAAGAUAAAACAUUCGAUGAUUUUCUGUCUAAAUAUGAAGAAAAAGAAAAUAAUGAAAAUGAAACAAAUAUACCACUACGUUAUCCUAAAUUAAAAACGGAUUCAGGAGAUUUUUAUGCACAAUUUACUCAUUCAAAUAUGAGUAUUAUGAAAAAACGACCUUAUGAAUCAAAUGAUAGUUCAAAUGAAGGUCCAUCACCAAAACGAACAUUAAUCAGUCGACAAAAUUUAAUCAAAACAAAAUCACCGAGUACCGCCAAAUUAUCUCGUUCGCGUGCUUAUACUGUUCCAUUUGUUGAUCCUCCCGAUGGUAUUUAUUUACGUGUAACAAAAGAUAUCAAACGUUUACGAAAAGAAAUUCCUCAAAAGGAAAUUCGUCGUAUUGCACGUGCACCAUGGAAAAAACUCAAUACAAACUUUGUCUCGUAUGUUGAUGAUGAUAUUGUUGUUCUUGAUUAA
Messenger RNA from Adineta steineri, 1701 nucleotides. NCBI's taxonomy places the organism in Eukaryota, Metazoa, Rotifera, Eurotatoria, Adinetida, Adinetidae. The record is from the annotation of a GenBank genome assembly.